AUGGUCAAGCCCGUUGUCAUCCUUCUUGCUGCGGCUGCCUCUGCCCUGGCACUCCCCACGCAGCGUUUUAUGGAUACCCUGCAAUCCAUCUUUGGGACUACUACAUUAGAUAUUCCUAAACCUGAGAUUGGUUGGACCGAUCCACGCCUCAAUGGCGGACGGUUUCUAGACUUCACGACUCCCAGAUAUGGCGAACCGCUAAAUGUCAUCAUAUCUAACCAGUCGGAUCCCUUUAUUUUGACGGAUGAUGGCUUCCGUCUGUAUUAUAAGUCCAUUGGGUUUUCCGAGGAGUGCUUAGGGCUCCAUUAUGGUCAUGUCCACAAAGCAGAUCUCGGCGACGGCGACAGCAAGAAAUCCGAGCACAUUCUAGCAAGGCAACACUACUUUCCUAAGUGGGGAACGUGCUGGGAAAGUAUAGCAGGAGGAAACCACUUUCGCGCCUGGAAGCAGAAUGGCUCAGAAAUCGACACUGGAGCGUGGUUUUUGGCUGUCUCCAAGGAAAUGGAUUCCACUAAGAACCAUAUGAUUAUUCCGGACGGAUAUAACAUCGGUCGUGACUUGCUCGUCGAAGCCGCUACAUCUGUCAGCCACUGGAAUAGCAGGUGGUGGCAAGCUGAUGUGGAAUGGCGGACUGGUCUUCUUGAACCAGGAUACAAAGGAAUUAACCAUGCUAUUGCGCAAGAUGGACGCAUUGCGAUCCUGACUGUUCAUCGACUAUAG
This is a messenger RNA of Suillus paluster, 720 nucleotides long. RefSeq lists its product as uncharacterized. The record is from RefSeq and is a predicted model, not a curated record. The transcript is spliced from 7 exons. The coding region runs from base 1 to 720 and encodes 239 amino acids. NCBI's taxonomy places the organism in Eukaryota, Fungi, Basidiomycota, Agaricomycetes, Boletales, Suillaceae.